AAUGGAGAUUACACCAGCCAAAGGCAAGAAAGCUCCUGUAAAAGCUGUUCCUGUGAAGGCCAAGAGCACAGGAAAUGAAGACGAAGAGGAGGAUGAAGAUGAAGAUCAUAUUAAAAAAACACCUGAUAAACAGAAGAAGAAAAUGGCCAAACAGAAGGCUUCCCCUGAAACCAAAAAACAGAAAUUAGAAGCUGAACCACCUGUAACUUUCAAACUGUUUGUUGGAAACCUGAAUUUCAACAAAACUGCUGCUGAACUAAAAACUGGUCUCAGGGAAUUUUUUGCUAAAAAUGAACUCACAGUUGUUGGUGUCAGAGUCAGCUCGUCCAGGAGAUUUGGUUAUGUGAAUUUUAAAUCUGUUGACGAUCAGGAAAAAGCCCUGGAACUCAGUGAGACAAAGGUCCUUGGGUAUGAAAUUAAAUUGAAGAAACCAAAGGGAAAGGAAACAAAAAAAGAUCGAAAUGCCAAAACACUUUUGAUCAAGAACUUGCCUAGCAAGGUCACUGAGCAUGAACUAAAGGAAGUGUUUGAGGAUGCUUUUCAAAUCAGAUUUCUGAGCAAUGAUGGGAUAAGUAAAAGAAUUGCCUAUAUUGACUUCAAGUCACAAGCUGAUGCAGAGAGAACCUUGGAAGAGAAGCAAGGGACAGAAAUUGGAGGGCUUGCCAUAGUUCUGGAGCAUGUUGGAGAGAAAAAUCAAGGCCAAGAAGAGAGGGCCAGGAAGAACAGAAGUUGGAGAGGAAAACAAAAGAUAGAACAAGAAAGCCACACAUUUCAAGAAAAAUGGGAGAGAGCUUAUUUCUUUGUGGAGGUUCUGAGAAGGCCAGAGAAACCCUGCUGUCCUGGGAAGGAGCGACAGAUCAUGUCUGAUGACAGCCUCCCAGCAGUGGUCCUGGAACCACUAAGGAGCAUGAAGAAGCUCAGCUGGAUCAGCCCCACUGAGCAAAGAGAAAGAUGGGGGUGA
Myotis lucifugus (little brown bat) is the source of this 961-nucleotide messenger RNA. Its product is annotated as nucleolin-like. Gene Ontology annotation, molecular function: RNA binding. The record is from RefSeq and is a predicted model, not a curated record. The coding region runs from base 2 to 961 and encodes 319 amino acids. The transcript has 8 exons. NCBI's taxonomy places the organism in Eukaryota, Metazoa, Chordata, Mammalia, Chiroptera, Vespertilionidae.